AUGGUAGCUAACACCUGUGAUCCCAGCUCUGGGAAAGUAGAAACAGGAGAAUCCGGGAUCCAGUGUCAUUCUCAGCCGGAUGGCUAUUUCAAGACCUUGCCAGGGAGGCGCCAUCCCACCACAGCCAUGGUGCCCAGGACAGGAGGCUGGGAGCGGCUGCUGCUGAUAGCAGCGGCUGCCCUGAUGCAGCUCACAAGGAGGCCUGCCACACUUGCCACAGGGUGCUGCAGAUCCCACAUAAUUGGAGGCCACGAGGUGAUGCCGCAUUCCCGACCCUACAUGGCCUCUGUGAGCUUCAAGGGCCGUCACCACUGCGGAGGCUUCCUCUUCCAUGCCCACUGGGUGCUGUCAGCUGCCCACUGCUUCAGUGACAGGGACCCCUCCACUGGCCUGGUGGUGCUUGGGGCCCAUGCGCUGCUCGCCCCGGAGCCCACACAACAGGUGUUUAGCAUUGCAGCUGCUGUCAGGCACCCCAAUUUCCAGCCUGCCACACACGCCAACGAUAUCUGCCUACUAAGGCUGAAUGGUUCUGCUGCCCUGGGCCCUGCUGUGAGGCUAUUACGACUGCCACGGAGAGGUGUCGGGCCCCCCUCGGCCGGCACACGUUGCCACGUGUCGGGCUGGGGCUCCGUGUCUGACUUUGAGGAGCUUCCGCCCGGCCUGAUGGAAGCAGAGGUGCGCGUACUGGACCUGAGUGUCUGCAACGGCUCCUGGCAAGGCCGGCUGAGUCCUGCGAUGCUCUGCACCCACAGCGGGGACCGCAGGUGGCGUGGCUUCUGCUCGGCAGACUCUGGGGGGCCCUUGGUCUGUGGGAGCCGGGCCCAUGGCCUUGUCUCUUUCUCGGGCCUCUGGUGUGGUGACCCCAAAACCCCGGAUGUCUACACUCAAGUGUCAGCGUUUGUGCCCUGGAUCUGGGAUGUGGUGCGGCGAAGUCCCUGCUCCGGUUCUGUGGGGUGCUCUGCCGGUGCGGUUUGAACCUUGGCCCCCUACUGGGACGGAGAAGAGUGGCAACCUGCGCCCCUUGCUCACUGCAGGCAGAGUCCAUGGCUUGGCCCGGAAGCCAGAGAACUUGGCGCCUGGGCUGUAGUCGUCCAUCGUAGCUGAAGAGCUGUACUGAAGGCUGACACAUGGCUUGUUAUGUGUUCAACUCCAGGAGCCCCCUUAACCCACAUAGGCAUCCUCUCAGCCAAGACCCACGGCGAUGCCCCCACCUGACGUCAUC
Molecule: messenger RNA, 1222 nt
Organism: Acomys russatus (golden spiny mouse)
Lineage: Eukaryota; Metazoa; Chordata; Mammalia; Rodentia; Muridae
Gene: Prss57
Product: serine protease 57
Exons: 6
Coding region: 1-975 (324 amino acids)
Biological process (GO): proteolysis
Molecular function (GO): serine-type endopeptidase activity
Source: RefSeq, a predicted model, not a curated record